AUGUCCUCUUCCGAGCUUCAGUACAUUGUCGAACUCAGUGGCCAACACUUGCUCCAUGUUCCCAAUACGGACAAUGAGAGCAUCCCUGUUUCCAAGCGCCUACAACUCUUGAGGGACAAAGCUCACGCAUGGUUCAAAGUUGACCCUAACUCUUUCAAAACAGUCUCUCUACCAAAGAACAUGUACCCUGACAAAAAGUUCGUCGCAGAUGGACAUAUCUACUUGUGGGAUAAAGAAGAGGACAUGGCCGCAAUCAUUCCAAUACUUCCAAAGCCCUCACAAAAAACAGUCAAGCGCAACUGGUCUCCAGGAACAUUAUUUUCAGUUCCUGACUCACACAACCUUGAUGUGUUCAUGGAUCCAGCACAAAACCUGAUCGCCAUUGCGUGUUCUGUCACUGAUAUACUCGACUUGGACUACGAGAGACUCUACAUCGGCCUCAGAGUCCUGGAUAGGGAUGGUGUUCACCCCCAAGCUGCUGGACAAACAUUGUUUUCGUCGAUACUGCUUGCAUCCAGGGAUGAAUACUUUGUUGCAGAGAGUGCCAAGCUCAAGGGAUUUGGGAGGCAUAUUGCUCUGUGCCGCUCAUUUGUGUAUCCAUUCGAGGAGGAGAUAUGGCAGCUGCAUAUUUGGGACUGGCAACACUCAACAAGAUCUAAUAGCGUCCUCAGUGGCACAAUUGACUUACCAAACUCGAUUGAUUUUUGCUUUCUCGGAGACAAUAGGUUGCUUGUUGUCACCGACGAGUUGAAGCUCUAUUCAAUUGAGGAUGUGUCCCAGACGCCACAAUUGCUGGCAUGCUUCAUAAUGCCCGGCCUAUAUCUGAAUAUCCAGUGCUUCCUUCCGAUGGACUAUAUUGAUAGCUCCCCACAGCUACAAGCCCAACAAGCUAUGCACACUUCAGAUCUCCAAAACCAGCUGCUAUGCAUUACCAUGGCAGCGAGUAGGACCUUCAUCAUUUCCACGAGGAUGUUCUUCAACCUUGAAGGAAUAGCAGCAGCAAUGCCAGUACCAUGGGAGUGCUGGGGUCCUUCAAAUACUCGUGUUUUUGAGCUCUCAGAUGAAUCCAAAGUUCAUGUUAGCGGGAAUUGA
Suillus discolor is the source of this 1092-nucleotide messenger RNA. RefSeq lists its product as uncharacterized. The transcript is spliced from 2 exons. The record is from RefSeq and is a predicted model, not a curated record. Bases 1 to 1092 code for a protein of 363 amino acids. Lineage: Eukaryota; Fungi; Basidiomycota; Agaricomycetes; Boletales; Suillaceae.